Messenger RNA from Camellia sinensis, 855 nucleotides. The record is from RefSeq and is a predicted model, not a curated record. NCBI's taxonomy places the organism in Eukaryota, Viridiplantae, Streptophyta, Magnoliopsida, Ericales, Theaceae.
AUGGAGAUUAAGCUUCGAGCUCAAAUCAUUGUGGGAUCUGAGAACAUGGAAAUGCAGAGCAGCUUUGAUGCUCAGAUUAAAGAGCACGCCAAUGCCAAUGUCAAGCUUCAAGUUUGUGAGCAGAUUGGCCAGCUCUCCACCAUUCCCCCAAAGCAAAGAACCCAAGAAGCUAUACAGGCCUACAUCAAACGCAAGCGACAGCUACCACACGAAGCAUUCAAGGGAGGUUUUAUUCUAGAGAAGAUUGCCAGACCCAUUUCAACAGGCCAGCUCAGUCUCAUCAAUACCAAUGUCAACGAUAACCCAUCUGUCACCUUCAACUACUUCAGCCAUCCCUAUGAUCUACAACGAUGCGUUGGUGGCAUUCGUAUAGUUGAGAAGCUUGUGAGAGCCAAACACUUCACAAACUUCACUCAGUGCAACAAACAAACUUUAGAGAAGCUGCUUAAUAUGAGUGUUGAGGCUAAUGUCAACCUCAUACCCAAACAUACUAAUGACACAGAGUCCUUGCAACAGUUUUGCAAAGACACUGUAACUACAAUUUGGCACUACCAUGGUGGGUGCCACAUAGGCAAGGUUGUGAGCGCUAACUACAAGGUUCUUGGUGUCCACAGGCUCCGUGUCAUCGAUGGCUCAACAUUUAGUAAGUCACCCGGUACUAAUCCUCAAGCUACUGUAAUGAUGUUGGGCAGGUACAUGGGAGUGAAGAUUUUGAGAGAGCGACUAGGAAGAUCAGCUGGUAUAUAGAAACCAUAGGGCCAAGUAGGAGCACAAAGUGGGGCAAUGUGUGUUGUGAUAGUGGAAAUGUAAUUUUCUUCUUUUAAUUCCUAGCAAGCCCCAAUUAAGCUGUUUAAU